GAAAAAAGACAACUGCGAUUCUAUUCAGGCGGCCAGAGGAAUGGAAACGGAUACUGAAGGUCGGUUGUGGGUCCUUGAUAACGGUAGCGGCCACUGUCCGAGCAAAAUUUGGAUAUUCAACCUUCUCAAGAACGACAACACCGAGCUUGUUCACCAGUUCCCGGACGCAGUCGUCUCUCAUUCAUUUUCAAAUAGGUACCUGCGUGAUAUAGUGAUCGACAAAACACCAGACGAUUACCUUGCGUACAUCACGGACUCUCUUUCUGAGCACAUAAUAGUUUAUAGCCAAAAGAACAACCUUUCGUGGCCAGUGAAAACACCGGGAUAUAAAUUUAGUUCAAUUUCCCUUUCCCCUGAGGAACCGAAACAGCUGUACCUGAGGAUAUCUCUCUCCAAGGUACUCUGUUCAAUUCCCGUGGUGGCAUUCGCUCAGAACGGAAAUGCACCUGCAAAAACACUAAACCUUAUUGUAACGUGGAAAGAGAGUGCAUAUAGAAUGUUGAUAGACACCAACAGGACUAUGUAUGUGGCUUUUUACAACAAGGACUACAUUGUUGCUAGAGAAAUCAACAAGCCUUUUAACGAGAGGCGUAUCUAUGAGAUUGCAGACCUGAGCAAUACAUGGCCGUUUACUUUUGCCUUGGAUUCGUCUGGAAACCUCUGGAUUACUCAGCUUAAAAUAAAUUGGUGGAGUAGGAGGUACAGUCUCCUCAAGAUUGCAGUUGGCUCAAAACCAUAUAUCUUCGGUUCUCGGCAGACACCAGAAACGAGCUCUUCUGUGACUCCAAUGACUUCCACAUCAUUGACAGCAAAUAAAUCAACACAUGCUCCACAAUCAAAUGUUUCUUCGGCUAAAGAUACCAGUCAUGAGGUCAGAGAUUGCAACAAUGACGCCAAAUAUCAAAGCUUGCUCGUUCUGAACACCGUUUUGUCGUGCUGGAACGUAUUCAGCCUCUUCUCCAUCGCAUCCCAGAUUCUUUGGUUCCGGAGGAUGAAGAAAAUGCAAGACUGCAUCGCCAAAACCAAGAAGGAGAGUGAACAAAUGUGUUCUAAUCCACCUAUUUACAACAGAAUAGAACCAGACACCUCCGAGCCGAUUUAUGAAGAAGUCGCAGCCGUGCCUUCAACUUCCACUUCCGCGCAACGCACAGUCGCUGAGGUUUAUACUUAAUUAAAGGUGUGUUUUUCUUAAAAUUGUAUGAAAUAAACAUUAUCUUAUGUCAGUUUUAAAUAAAUUAUCGUUAAUUAAA
Messenger RNA from Cloeon dipterum, 1250 nucleotides. RefSeq lists its product as uncharacterized. The transcript is spliced from 4 exons. Lineage: Eukaryota; Metazoa; Arthropoda; Insecta; Ephemeroptera; Baetidae. Bases 41 to 1171 code for a protein of 376 amino acids. The record is from RefSeq and is a predicted model, not a curated record.